This is a messenger RNA of Bombina bombina (fire-bellied toad), 3956 nucleotides long. It is a transcript of the gene GATA4, whose product is annotated as GATA binding protein 4. The record is from RefSeq and is a predicted model, not a curated record. NCBI's taxonomy places the organism in Eukaryota, Metazoa, Chordata, Amphibia, Anura, Bombinatoridae. Gene Ontology annotation, biological process: positive regulation of transcription by RNA polymerase II; cell fate commitment; negative regulation of transcription by RNA polymerase II. Gene Ontology annotation, molecular function: RNA polymerase II cis-regulatory region sequence-specific DNA binding; zinc ion binding; DNA-binding transcription factor activity, RNA polymerase II-specific. Gene Ontology annotation, cellular component: nucleus.
CAGGGCUGGCUCUCAGGGUUUAGCUGUGCUGUGUGGGCUGGGAUCAGACCAGAGGACCUCCUGCUGCUGACCUAGGGCUCCAGGAACCCUCAGAUGACUGGGUACUGCUCCUGCUACAGCUAAGGUGUGAGGUAUAAAAAGGACAGUGAUGGGAGGAGACAUCUCAGAGUAAUCUUAGAGAGAAGAUGUGGUCUUCAAGUAAGGGGAUUUGAUUGUCUAAGGAAAUAUUUGUGGCCUUCAAUUGAGGUGAUCUUGGAUUCCACCUGAACCACCAAGAUCUUAUUCAUUUGGUUAUCAAGCAGAACACAUUGGUAUCUCAUAUCUUCUGGAGGUUUAUUAUUUCGGGUUGGAAGGAUGUAUCAAAGUAUAGCCAUGGCUGCCAAUCAUGGCCCCCCAUCGUAUGAGUCUGCUGGAAGCUUCAUGCACGGUGGGGCGGCUACCUCCCCUGUCUAUGUGCCUACUACCAGGGUCACCUCCAUGAUCCCUACUUUACCUUACCUCCAGAACAGCGGCUCAUCCCAACAAGGAAGCCCAGUGUCCAGCCAUAACAUGUGGGCACAAGCUGGUGCGGAGUCCUCUGCCUACAAUCCAGGAUCUUCCCACACCCCAGUGUCUCCCAGGUUUGCAUUCUCCUCCAGCCCCCCCAUCACUGCUUCUUCAUCUAGGGAAGUCUCCUACAGUAGCCCCUUGGCGAUCUCAGCGAAUGGAAGAGAGCAAUACGGUAGAAGUUUGGGUGCCACUUAUUCCAGCCCUUACUCAGCAUACGUGGGCCCAGAUAUGGGCACUGCUGCUUGGACUGCUGCACCAUUUGAUACCUCCAUGCUUCACAAUCUACAGAACAGAGGCCCUGGUACCCCAAGACACCCAAAUAUAGAGUUUUUUGAUGACUUCUCAGAGGGAAGAGAAUGCGUUAACUGUGGGGCAAUGUCAACCCCCCUGUGGAGGAGGGAUGGUACUGGCCAUUACCUGUGUAACGCCUGCGGACUGUACCAUAAAAUGAAUGGAAUCAACCGACCUUUGAUCAAACCACAACGAAGGCUGUCAGCUUCUCGCCGUGUUGGUCUGUCAUGUGCCAACUGCCAUACAUCAACCACGACACUCUGGCGUCGAAAUGCAGAGGGAGAACCAGUGUGUAAUGCUUGUGGACUCUAUAUGAAACUGCAUGGGGUACCCAGACCACUAGCAAUGAAAAAAGAGGGAAUUCAGACACGAAAGCGAAAACCUAAGAACCUCAGCAAGUCAAAGACUCCAACAGGACUAAAUGGCAGCGAUAGCCUCACUCCAACCACCAGCUCCACAAACUCCACUACCACAGAGGAAAUGCGUCCCAUAAAAAUUGAGCCAGGACUGUCACCUCCCUACGGCCAUUCCAGCUCCAUAUCUCAGGUGUCACCAUUAUGUUCAAUCACAAGCCACGGAUCUUCUCUUCACCACAUGACAGGCCUAAAGCUGUCCCCUCAGAGUCACCAUAUCAGCACAUCUCCACAAGGAAGUUCCAAACAUGACUCCUGGAACAAUAUGGUCCUAGCUUAACACCAAGCUAUAAUCUUUGCAGGUCAUUCACAUCCACAACUUCCUAACGUCACUUGAACAUUUACCUUAGGACUACAUUAUAAACUCCUCUCGCUAUGAAAACGAGCAAGUUUUCUAAAGACUCGAUCUUGUAAUAAAACUAAAACAAAAAAAAACAAAAACAAAAAAAAAGUAUAAGAAGAGAACUAUUAACAAAACUAAUUAAUUUAAGAUUUCUUCUUCUAGCAAAGACAUGUUUAUACAUUAAUGUGGCCUGAAUGUGGGAAGAUUUGUGGUAAGAUCUCACACAAAUCAGCAGAAGAGAAAAGCUACAGAAAGAUAUCAGAAGUGAGCAACAAAAUCCACAAAGACCACUGAAGAUCUCACAACAGUGGAGAUAUCAAAGUUGAUGUUGUACAAGUUAUGGAGAUAAUGCAUUUUUCUGAUUGGCCAAGAGAGGAAACUGCUAAAGGCUGCCUGCCGCAAAACUUUCUAUAUGGGCAACAUUUGCACAUUUAAGCACAGCCGUUUAAGCUUUCAAUUGUAAUUUGUAAACCUGUUUACCCCUGUAAAAAAAUAAUUAUAAAAUCAUAUAUAUAUAUUAGGUUUAGAUAAUAAUGAUGAAGAUUACAUGACUGACCAUGUUUGGUUUCAAGUGAACAUCUAUCAUGCAUCUCUCUUUGAAAGGAAUCCUGUCCUGGAGCGUUUUGCUUAAAUCAUUUUGUAUCACAUACUUCAUUUGUUAGCUGAAGUUAUGUGGUAACCUUGAUUAAAAAAAUAGUUUUUUUUUUGUUUUUUAUUUGUAAAUUAAUGUCAUUUUAAUAAAUUUAAUGCACAUAUUUGUUCUGAUUCCUAGAUACGUAUAAAUAGGCUGUUUAUUCAAGAGAUAGAUUGUCCAACAAUUGUCUUUUAUUCUGCACUGAUUGGGUAGAAAAAAAUACUUCUUCCAGCUUAUUUAAAUGGAUAUAAGUAAUAACUGGCCUGUAUAAAUUCUUAGUUAAACCUACACUGCCUCUGUGUACAAACAUUUAAACAUCAUCAUUUAUCAGCAAUUGUUUGCAAAAGACCUACAUACAAAAUAUUUAUUUAAAAAACAUUAAAAUUGUCACUUUGUUAGCACCAUCUCCAGUUUUACAAAUCAGUAAUAAAUCACUUGAAAAUCCUGGUAAAUAUAUUUAACUUCCCUGAUUGUGGAGAAUUAAAGGGCCAUAAUACCCAAAUGUUGAAACACUUGAAAGUGCUGCAGCAUAGCUGUAAAAAGCUGACUAGAAAAUAUCACCUGAACAUCUCUAUGUAAAAAAGAAAGAUAUUUUACCUCAAAAGUUCCUCAGUAGCCACAUUAAAUUGUAAAGGAUUUCUAAACAGCAAUUCAGUAUGUCUGUCCCGGCACAGCCGAAGGGAUGAGCCUUGUGCACUCUCAUGUUAUUUCCCUAUUCAGUUUAAAGGAAGUUUACUAUGAAAUUUAAUAAGAGUUAAGUGAAAUCUCAUGAGAUCACAGUAAAAAAGUUCAUGACCUCAGCACUGUUGAUGCUGAUUGGCUGCUGUUCAUUUCUUCAUUUUUUUUUUCCUGCAGCUGGAAGCAGCUGAGUAUAACUUUUUACACAGAACUUACUCUGCUGAGCUGAGGCGAUUGUGAGGUAAAAUAUCUUCCUUUUUUACAUAGAGAUGCUCAAGUGAUAUUUUCCUGUCAGCUUUUACAGUUUUACUGCAUCAAUUUCAAAUGAUUUAGCAUAUGAGUAUUAUGUCCCCUUUAAUGCUAGCUGUAAAUGAGUUUGUGACUGCACUACACUAUCACUGAGUAGAAUGUAAUCAUAUCAAGCAAUUUGCAGCAUACUAAGGUUACAGAAUUUGAGUUUUCCCUAGGGUGCAUUGAUCUAAUUAUUUUCCCAAGGUGAUUUACAGGAAAAGCAAACAAAAUAGGAAAAUUAAUAUAUUAUAAUGUAUUAUUAAUGGGGAAAUUCAUUUUUAAAGUUAAUAUCCCUUUAUAUAUUACAACACACUAUCAAUAGUGCUAAAAUCCAGAAAGUAGCUGUUCAAAAAUACUCAAUAUGUGUUAUAUAUAUAUUUAAUCUUAAAAAAAAAUCUAUUUUAAUUCUCUCCACUAGUAAGAAACAUACAACUCAUAUUGCUAUUUUCUGUCAAGUCAAUUCAAGCUGCUCUUAAAGGGAUAGUCUAGUCAAAAUUAAACUUUCAUGAUACAGAUAGGGCAUGUAAUUUUAAGCAGCUUUCUAAUUUAUUACUAUUAUUCAUUUUUCUUCAUGCUCUUGCUAUCUUUAUUUGAAUGUAAGCUUAGGAGUGCUUGCUGAUUGGUGGCUACAUUUAGACACCAAUCAGAAAACGCUACCCAGAUGCUGAACCAAAAUGGGCUGGCUGCCUUGCUUACAUUUCUGCUUUUUCUCUUCAGCAAGAGAAUGAAGAAAAUUUGAUAAUAGGAGUAAAUCAGA